This is a messenger RNA of Kickxella alabastrina, 468 nucleotides long. Its product is annotated as cytochrome C oxidase copper chaperone-domain-containing protein. Gene Ontology annotation, molecular function: copper ion binding; copper chaperone activity. The record is from RefSeq and is a predicted model, not a curated record. Gene Ontology annotation, cellular component: mitochondrial intermembrane space. Lineage: Eukaryota; Fungi; Kickxellomycota; Kickxellomycetes; Kickxellales; Kickxellaceae. The transcript has a single exon. Gene Ontology annotation, biological process: mitochondrial respiratory chain complex IV assembly. Bases 106 to 354 code for a protein of 82 amino acids.
CCAUCCAUCAAUCACGUCCAAUUUUCAACACUCUUUCUCUCCUUAUCCGCUCGUUGUUUUUUUUCUUUAAUUUCAAAUUCGAAUUCCUAUACCUAUAUUUUUAAAAUGGGCGCCGGCCAAUCUUCGAAUCCAGCCCACAACAUUCCGCCUCAGCCCUCGCCAGCGGCAGCGGCAGCGAACCCUAACGUCAAUCCGAAAAACCCGAACGGGCUGAAGCCUUGCUGCGUGUGUCUUGAGACCAAAAAGGCACGCGACACGUGCUACUUUGAAAAGGGCGACGAGGCAGAGCAAAAGUGCCACUACCUUAUUCUCGCUCACAAAAAGUGCAUGGAGGACUUGGGCUUUACCAUUUGAAAAUAAAAAGACGGUUAUUUUGUUUGGUCGAAUGCUUGUAUAGUUUGGUUGGUUCGUUGGUAUUAAUAAAUAAACUGAGAAAAUUAACAUGGUGGAAAAUUGAAAGAAUCAUAC